ACACAAUCGUUUCCAUUUUUGUUCUCCUGCUGCUCGUCUCUCAUUCUUUGCUAAGGUGGAUAGAUCUAGACAUCUGGGUAAACCAAGAAACUUGCCCCAAUUAUUUUCUCGUAGUCACUUAAACCAUAACUUCAAAAAUUUCAGCAGUAACUUAAGUCGAUUUGAGUGUUGCCAAAUAGGUUCUAAGAGUGGUGGGAAUCUGUCGCGCACGAGAGAAGGGCAGUUUCAAGCUCCAGCAUCGCCGUCAGGCAUGGAGGAAGGCUCGUGUCAAGCUCUAUCGUCGAUGUCGGGCAUGGGAAAAUGAUCCUUUCAAGCUCCACCAUCGUUGCUGGUUCCAUACUCGGACAAGGCACCAAUGGUUUGAUCGUCGGGCGCUGGGUUGGAUUUGAGCACUUCCUAGAAAUAUAAGAUUUGAGCACUUUGGAGAAGAAGAAGAAGAAGAAUUUGCUGAGGGAAUAGAUGGGCAAAAUGGGGAUUUCGAAUUUAGAUAUUAUAAAAAAAUAGAAUACAUUAAGAAACAAAGCCACAUAGGCAGUCAUAUACUCACUUAGAGCCCGUUUGGUAGCAUGAAAAUCAGCUGUUUUAGCUGUUUCUGCUAAAAUUUAUGAAGUUCUGACUGGAGUGGCUGCAUUAGUUGAUUCUGCUGAUUUAAGAAAAAAUUAUUUUUAAAAUAUAUUUUAUUAAUAAAAUAAAGAAAAAAUUAUAUGUAAA
Cuscuta epithymum is the source of this 711-nucleotide messenger RNA. Lineage: Eukaryota; Viridiplantae; Streptophyta; Magnoliopsida; Solanales; Convolvulaceae. The record is from the annotation of a GenBank genome assembly.